Molecule: messenger RNA, 6065 nt
Organism: Neoarius graeffei (lesser salmon catfish)
Lineage: Eukaryota; Metazoa; Chordata; Actinopteri; Siluriformes; Ariidae
Gene: eva1bb
Product: eva-1 homolog Bb (C. elegans)
Exons: 3
Coding region: 295-783 (162 amino acids)
Source: RefSeq, a predicted model, not a curated record
UCCCAGACUCUCUGUCCUGCCCAGUGGACCCUCUGUUCCUCCCUCCACCACUUCUCUCUCUCUCUCUCUCUCUCUCUCUCUCUCUCUCUCUCAGGUCCACACUGGACUCGUGCUCACACACGGUCUGCCUGCACUGGUGGACUGGUGGACUUUUGGAAGCUUCACACAGCCGAGAUCUUUAUGCAGCAUCUGAUGGUUCAUUAACAGAGGAGUUGGUGUGUGUGUGAUGUGAGCUGAGUAACAGAAGUGUGAUGAGGGUUGUGUGUGUGUGAGACAAAGACAGAGGAAGACAGAAUGAAUCCUGUGAGGAAGGACAUGGAGCUGCUGAGCAACAGCAUGGCCACCUACGCUCACAUUAAAGAGAACACGGAGAGCUUUGCACUGUACUUCAUGCUGGGCGUGUGCUUCGGUCUGCUCCUGGCUCUGACGCUCCUCAUCCUGGGCUUCGCCUGCAGACCCAGAAGAAAAGCCACAAAGAAACCUCCGUCCCCCGAGACGAAACGUCUCCAAGAGUCCGGCGAGAUACACGAGGAGGACCGACUGGACAAGAGCGACGAGGAAGGAGAGGACGAGGUUCCUGACAUUACCGUAGCACCCGCGAGCGAGCAGAGCCAAUCCAACGGGACCAUCACGAGCGUCAACGUGUUCUCCUCAGCGGACGAGCUGGAGAGAGCUCGCCGUUUAGAGGAGCGAGAACGCAUCGUCAGGGAGAUCUGGAGGAACGGACAGCCCGAUAUCCUCGUCACCGGGACCGGGACACUUGGACGGGUGCACUAUCACUAAUAAGAAAGGGGUCUUUUGUGAACAUUUUGCACUUCAGUGGGACGGAGACCCAUUUCCUACACUUUUUAUACGCCAUUAUUUUGGAGUGUCUGUGUGUGCAUGCAUAUAUAUACACACAUACAUACACACAUACACACAGUUGUGCUCAUAAGUUUACAUACCCUGGCAGAAUUUUUGCUUUCUUGGCCUUUUUUCAGAGAAUAUGAAUGAUACCACAAAAACUUUUUUCCCCCACUCGUGGUUGGGUGAAGCCAUUUAUUGAUAACUGUGUUUUCUAUUUUUAAAUCAUAAUGACAACAAAAAACAUCCAAAGUUUACAUACCCCAGUUCUUAAUACCGUGUAUUGCCCCCUCUAACAUCAAUGACAGCCUGAAGUCUUUUGUGGUAGUUGUGGAUGAGGCUCUUUAUUUUCUCAGAUGGUAAAGCUGCCCAUUCUUCUUGGCAAAAAGCCUCCAGUUCCUGUAAAUUCCUGGGCUGUCUUGCAUGAACUGCGCGCUUGAGAUCUCCCCAGAGUGGCUCAAUGAUAUUGAGGUCAGGAGACUGAGAUGGCCACUCCAGAACCUUCACUUUGUUCUGCUGUAGCCAAUGACAGGUCGACUUGGCCUUCUGUUUUGGAUCGUUGUCAUGUUGGAACGUCCAAGUACGUCCCAUGCGCAGCUUCCGGGCUGAUGAGUCCAAACUUGCCUCCAGUAUUUGCUGAGAACGUGCUGCAUUCAUCUUUCCUUCAACUUUGACCAAGUUUCCUGUGCCUUUGUAGCUCACACAUCCCCAAAACAUCAGCGAUCCACCUCCGUGCUUUACAGUAGGAAUGGUGUUCCUUUCAUCAUAGGCCUUGUUGACACCUCUCCAAAUGUAACGUUUAUGGUUGUGGCCAAAAAGUUCAAUUUUGGUCUCAUCGCUCCAAAUUACCUUGUUCCAGAAGUUUUGAGGCUCGUCUCUGUGUUGUUUGGCGCAAGUUUUUGUUGGUCUACCUGACCGUGGUUUGGUUUUAACAGAGCCCCUGAGUUCUCAUCUCAUCUCAUUAUCUCUAGCCGCUUUAUCCUGUUCUACAGGGUCGCAGGCAAGCUGGAGCCUAUCCCAGCUGACUACGGGCGAAAGGCGGGGUACACCCUGGACAAGUCGCCAGGUCAUCACAGGGCUGACACAGACAACCAUUCACACUCACAUUCACAUCUACGGUCAAUUUAGAGUCACCAGUUAACCUAACCUGCAUGUCUUUGGACUGUGGGGGAAACCGGAGCACCCGGAGAAAACCCACGCGGACACGGGGAGAACAUGCAAACUCCGCACAGAAAGCGAACCCGGACCUCCUUGCUGUGAGGCGACAGCGCUAACCACUACACCACCGUGCCGCCAGCCCCUGAUUUUCCAUUUGUUAAUCACAGUUUGAACACUGCUACCUGGCAUUAUCAAUUCCGUGGAUAUCUUUUUGUAUCCCUUUCCUGUUUUAUACAGUUCAACUACCUUUUCCCGUAGAUCCGUUGACAAUUUUUUGCUUUCCCCAUGACUCAGAAUCCAGAAACGUCAGUGGCUGGAUGAAAGAUGCGAAAGUCUGUCUGGAUCCCAGAAACUCACUCAGCUUUUAUGCGUACACACACACUGAUUACAAGCGAACAGAUCACAGGUGAGGAUGUUACGGUACCUUUAGUAACCAUUCAAACCAGGGCUUUGAACCAGAAUCUUUUUCCUAUUGGUUCGUUCCAAACAGAAACGGAAUUUUAACGUUUCCGGUUUUGGGUUCCACCAUUAAAUAGACGUUCCCGAACCGGUUAGAACAAAAAAAAUUUCGUUCCCAGAACGGUUAAUUACGUUCCCUGUCAGCUGUUUAACAAACGGCUAUAAAAUUAUGUCUCUGUCUCAUCCAGCUUAAGCCAAAUUCUAUUACAACCUUCAUUAAAUAAGACAAGAAAUAAUUCAAAACAAUUAUUAUUUCAAACGUUGGCGAUUUGGAUUCUCAGUACGUCUUCCCAUCUACACAAACAGAAAAAGUGCCAAAAAUGAAAGAGAAUUCGUUUAGUGUGUUACCAAAGGCUAGUCAGGCCCUAUGCAUUGAUAGGCUAACAGAGGUUAACGUCAUUUAAUGUUUGCGAGCCUCUCAUUAACGUGGACAAAUAUAUUGAUAUCGUGUUUGAAAUUGACGUUUUUGAAUAACGAUAGACUGCAAUAUUUACCUCUUAUUUAAGAUGUGGAGACGUGAUAGUAGUCCACCCUCCCGCUCUCUCCAUUCAGUCAGCGAACGUCACACAGGAAGUGAACCCCAGCGGGUCAUAGAAACUUGCGCAGGAGAAGAAUGACUUUUUUAUUUGUAGGCUACGGAAACUUUGAGGAACGAAAUAAAAACCGGUAACCAUUAUUUUUAAUAAGCGUUUCUGUUCCGGAACAUAAAAAAUAAAGUUUCUGGUUUCGUUUCUGUUCCAUGUGAAAUAGAAAAAGUUCCCGGUUUUCGUUUUCGUUCCUUGAACCGGUUCAAAGCCCUGCUUCAAACCCAUUUGUGUCAACUUCUGUGCAUGUUCUCAGGCCAAAAUCACCAGGGUAUGUGAACUUUUGAUCAGGGUCAUUUGGGUAGUUUCUGCUGUCGUUAUGAUUUAAAAAGAGAAAACACAGUCGUUUGACAAUAAAUGGUUUCACCCAACCACUAAGCAUGAGUGGAAAAGAUGUUUUUGUGUUAUCAUUCAUAUUCUCUGAAAAAUGGUCAAAGAAUCAUAGAUUCUGCCAGGGUAUGUAAACUUAUGAGCACAACCUUCUUCGUUAUUUUGUAAUGUCCUGGGGGAAUUUAAAAAUAAAGCCAGCCGAAAGUCGUUUCAGCUUCGUCAGCAUCCUGUGUGUUCGGUCCCACGCCAAAGCAGAACCUUCACCCCUCAUUUCUCAGGCCUGCACUUCCUGUCAGCGCUCUCCCACCAUCUAAAAGAAACAGUUCUGCUCCCCAGGGGACAUCCAAAUGAUUUCAGAUGUCCGAAAGCAUUCGCUCAAAAGUUUUACAACAAACGGUUUCUGUUUACUGGGUCACUGACGGAGAUUCGGGGCUGUUGUUGACACCACAGCGCUGGUGAAGAACGCUGCCUGACUGGCCAGAAUCCUUCUCUCUCUCUGUUUUCUCUCCAUUCAUUCCUUCAGCACUUUAUCCUGGUCAGGGUCAUGAUGGAUCCAGAGCGCAUCCCAUAAGUACUUUUGUUUUUCUUUUUAAAUUUUUUUCAUUCUUUCAAUUUUUUUCUCUUUUUUAAUUUCUUUCAACUUGUUUUUCCCCGCCAACUAUUUCUCUUUCAACUUGUUUUUCUUUUUAAAUUUUUUCCUUUCUCUUUCCAAAGCUGUCUUGCAUUAGCCUAGUAAACUAGACCUAGCGGCCAAAAAUAUUUUUGCCUGCGAGUGGGUCUAGCCUCGCACCAUAUAAACAAAAACACCCCGGGCAUCAAAUCGUGCCCGCCAAUCACAACGCAAGGUUUUUGUUUGGAUUCUUUGGGCGGGCUUUUGCAGGAGUGACGACAAAGCUGCGCGACGCUGGAGAAAGCGCAACAGGAAAGAUGGCUACGGCUAGUGAACAGCACGCGUUUGACUCCGCUUUGGAAUCAGUUUUAGAAGAAUUAGACUUGGAGUUUUGGUUGAAACAUGAGCAGGAAGAGGCUCUCCGCUCAUUCCUUUUCAAGAAGGACGUUUUCGCUGUUUUGCCGACCGGCUAUGGCAAAAGUCUGAUCUACCAGCUGGCUCCGCUCGUAGCCAAAAGGAUGGGGCUAGUUUGUGCAGUACGAAGAAUUAAUAAACAGCUUUGAAACAUUACUUUUUGAUUGUUUCUUAUUUUCCCGUUAUUUUAAAUUUAAGGGAAAUUAUUUCACCAAACACCACUAAAUAAAAACUCUCAAAAACAGUUUAAGCAAACCCUUGAAAAACACUUGGAAAAAAAAAUAAGUGUAUGUUAAGUAUGUGGUACAGACUCCAAACUUGUGGUCAUUAUCUCCAAACUUCUUAAUAUCUAGAACCUGUUUAUUAAUUAAUACGCGUUUUGAAAAAUUAUUUAUUUCAAGGCCUCCCCCACUGCUUUCUGUCGCUCUGACUACGUCACAGUCACUGUUGCGCUGAUUGGUCAGAGCGUCGGCCUAUACGCACAGAGACAGUUUGAAAGACAGCGGUUUGUUCCUCCCACACCCUUCGGAAAUGUCUACGGAUCGAGGCCAGACUAAAUAUUCACAUUUAGUCUGGCUUGCCAGGCUAGUCUUGCAUUUCCUUCUUGCAAUUUUUUUUCCUCAAUCGUUUUUCCUCUCAUCUGCCCUCCCAGUUUUAUUUUCUUUCAAAAUUUUCCCUUUUUCUUCUUUUGCCAAUUUUUUUCUUUUCAAUCUUUCAAUUUUUCUUUCAAUUUUGUUUUUCCCCCAGCUGUUUCUCUUUCCACUUGUUUUCCUUUCUUUCUUGCAAUUUCUCUCUCAAUUGUUUUUCCUCUUUCAAUUUUAUUGUUUUUCUCUCAUCUGUCCUCCCAGUUUUAUUUUUUUUUCUUUCAAAAUUUUCCCUCUUUCUUCUUUUGCCAAUCUUUUUUCAACUUUCUUGCUUCUAUGUGUCUUUCAAAUUUUCUUUCAACUGUGUGCACAGUGCAUGUAAAAUUGUUCUAUAGUGACUAAUAAAUCUUCAUUUGAAAGCAGAAGAUAGAGAGAGAGAGAAAGGUACUGGUGCAUGCAUGUGGCCAACAUAUCAAACACACUAACAGCAAAACAGGAACCAAAAUUGGGUUUUUUUUUUUUUACUUUAAGUCACCAAUCCAUCUCUUAGCACAUUUUAGGAGGUGGGAGGAAACCGGGGAACCCAGAUGAAACCCAUAUAGACCCAAAAAGAACAUGGAGGAACUCCAGAGAGACCCGAGCUCAGGAUCAAACCCGAGACAUCAAAAACCCGAGAUGGAGGUUUUGUCCCAAUCAUCCAAGUCUGAUUUAACAAAACCUUCCCAAGACAGAUUGAGAGCGAACUGUGAAUCAGCGAUGGGUCCAUUUUGUCUACCACAGACGAGUUUAAGGCAGAGGAUUCUUGCUAUUAUUAAAGCAGGACCAUUUUAACCCUUUCAUGUACAGCAUCCACACUCACAGAUCACUUAAGGUUGUGUUUAGAAACAGGUUCGAAGUAAAUCACCUCCAGACCAGUGUCAUGUGAUGGAGAACCAUUACCCUGAUUUUUAUUAAGUGCUGCUGUUCCCAGUGCGGACCGUUCAGUCACAGCCUCACAGCCCGUUUCUGUCUCAACUUUCUAAUUCAAAGUCAGACUUGUAAGAACGUUAGGUUUUCUAAAUAAAGCAUUACGUCAGAGCUAAA